GAAGUAUAUAAACCUAGUGACCAAGUCAUUGGGAUAAGUACUAGCCCAGCAGUCGGUUAAUCAUAUUACAUUACGGAAGAUAUACUAUUCUUUUCAAAAAACAUCCAAAAACCAUGAAGUUCCUGGCUCUGAGUUUCGCCCUGAUUGCCGCCAUGGUGGCCUGCUCCUUGGCCCUUCCCGUAGAGCUGGAGAACAUCAACGAACCCCUGACACUCUGGGAGUUGGAGGCUCAGGAGCAGGAGCCACAGCUGGAUGAACUGGAGGGCGAAAGAGUGGCCCGAGGACUUGGAGGCUUUGGCGGACUGGGCGGCAAGUUCGGCGGACUUGGUGGCCUGAAAGGAUUCGGUGGUCUGGGCCAUGGAUUCGGCGGUGGCUUCGGUGGACACGGAUUCGGCGGUGGAUUCGGUGGUCUUGGCGGAUUCAAGAGCCUUUUCAACAAGAAGUUCUGAUAACCGUCCUAUCCCUAGCUUAAGAACUACGAAAUAAAGUACAAUAAUAGUUUUAGAAUUUUAAAA
Messenger RNA from Drosophila ananassae, 515 nucleotides. RefSeq names its product keratin, type II cytoskeletal 3. The record is from RefSeq and is a predicted model, not a curated record. The transcript has a single exon. Bases 114 to 449 code for a protein of 111 amino acids. Lineage: Eukaryota; Metazoa; Arthropoda; Insecta; Diptera; Drosophilidae.